This is a messenger RNA of Mesorhabditis spiculigera, 831 nucleotides long. The record is from the annotation of a GenBank genome assembly. NCBI's taxonomy places the organism in Eukaryota, Metazoa, Nematoda, Chromadorea, Rhabditida, Rhabditidae.
AUGGCGAUGGCCGUGGGGCGAUCGUCGGCCCAUCAUUUCGACUCUUCUCCCGUCCAUCGAAUUGCUAACACAAGAAUCUACACCCCACCGGCCCAAACGCAACCCGGUCCCUCCCAAAUCCCUCCUCGCUUCCACCAAUUCCACGGGGAGAAUAUUGUACUGUUCGAGGAUCGAAGGAGGGCCCUCAGGAGUGCCAGCUAUGAAAAGGCGCUAGUAUUCUCGGAUCGUCCACUGGGCCCCGAGGAGCCGUUCUGCGUGUCGAUCGAGAGCAUCGAGAGCGGAUGGACUGGCCAUUUGAGGGUCGGGUUGACGACGGCUGAUCCGGAUCAUCAUCCAAAUACUCGUGACCUGCUGGGGUGCUCGUGGAUGGUGCCAAUCUCGCCGUUCUCAUGCCAGGACAGCACAUCAUCAAUCGCCCCCUCAUCCCUUCCAACGGAUAUUGGCAGCCGGAUCGGCAUCUACUAUACGCCGUUGCCCAGUGAUCCCAUGAGGGCUAGCCUGUCAAUCUUCCUGAACGGCGUCGUCGUCUCCCCGGACAUCUCUCCAAUCCCCCUCGACAAGCCCCUCUAUGCUGUCGUUGAUGUGUUCGGCAAGACCAAGGAGGUGCGAACGGCCAACCAGAGCUACGUCCCCUUCCGCCUCUCCGAAUUGUGCACGCGGCGCGUACGGGAAUUGGUCGCUGGUGGAGACACGAAUCUGACGUCUCGCCUUCCUCCGGUCAUCCGAAAUGCUCUCUUCCCUCCGUCAUCAAUAUCCACCCCUUCCACUUCCUCCUCAUCUUCAUCUACAAUCCGUCGUCUCCACCCAUCAUCACCAGCCUCCAAUUUUCGA